AAAAGUUUUUAUGCCUGUCCUUCGUUGUGUCCUUUCUACCAUCUCUGUCAGGCAAGUCUUCUCAACUCUGAUGAAGAGUCUUGUACAGGGAAAGACAUAGCUACCUUUAAACAGUCCUUUGCGAAAUCUAAUGAUCGCAACGAAAGAAAUAAACCAGAGCAUCGUUCCUCAAGCCAAGGACCCUUGUCAUCCAUUAGAGCGGUAAUCAAGAGAUCUUCUCGGACUUCUAUUCAGAGUGAACUUCAUCGAGAUAGGAGGCGCCCAGAGAUUACCAUUGUGGCAGCUGAGCCGCUGAGUCCAGCCUCGUGGUUUCCAGGAGCCCCACCCCCAGGAUUGGGAUAUCCCCCAUCUUCUGCAGCACGCACUUGGAGGUCGAAUGAGCUGGUUCCUGCCGAGCUUCCACCAUCUUAUGAACAAGUCAUAAAAGAAAUCAACCAAGUUCAAGUUAACACUACAAAUAAUAACAAUGCUGCUGCCACUCCAAGGCACACUAUUACUUCUGCAACUCAGACUGACUUUUCAGAAGAAAUAGACAACCAUCUGCCUCAAACACUACAGGCACCUCUCAAGCCUCUUCAGCCUUCCGCAGAAUUCUCAUCUGGUGAUCUUCCAACAAAUGUAGCGCCUUUAAUAGUCUUUGAUAUUUCCGAAGAACAAACUUGUUCAGAAAACCCGAGUGCUACAAAAUGUCCAGUGCCAAGACCAAGAUCAAAAAGCAACCUCAGACCAAUAGCCAGAGAUACUCACAUUAAAGAGCAAAGUCACCAGAAAAUCAGCCCAGCAGCCACAGAAGAGUCAUCCCCAGGCCUGCUCCAGUCUCUGUUGGACAAUACCAACGACUUUGAUAGUCAGGCAGUGAUGAACAUUAUGAACACAGAACAAAGCCAAAAUAGUAUUGUGUCAAGGAUCAAAGCAUUUGAGGGUCAGACAAACAUAGAAACCUCAGCACUACCCAAGAAACCAGAAAUUACUCCCCGCACGCUUCCCCCAAAGCCUGCUGUUUCCUCGGGAAAACCCUCUGUGGCUCCCAAGCCAGCUGCUCAUAGAGCUUCUGGAGAAUGGGACUCUUGGACUGAAAACAGACUGAAGGUGACCUCCAGGGAAGGGCUCACCCCACAUUCUCCACCACAAGAAGCAGGAAGCAUCCCAUUAACCAAACCUGAAUUGCCAAAGAAACCAAAUCCUGGCCUUAUACGGAGUCUUAAUCAUGAGAUUCCAGGAGGAGGGCCUGUGGCUGAGAACCCUGAUGGUGGGAAGAAAGUCCCAACUCCUGCUCCACGGCCUUUGCUGCCGAAGAAAUCAAUUUCCUCAGAAAACACCACCUACCCUUCAGUUCCACUGAAACCGGUCACUGUUCCUCCCCGACUCUCAGUGGUGCCACAAGCCAAAGCAUUCAGGUCACUGGAAGAAGGGCCUCUGGCCCACCCUCCAGUUCCAGUUCUGCAAAGCAAGCCCUUGGGGGACGUUGACCUCAUCAGCUUUGAUGAUGAUGUUUUACCCACCCCAUCUGGGAACCUGGCUGAAGAAUCUAUCAGUUCAGAGACGGUUCUAGAUCCCUUUCAGCUCCCCACAAAAACAGAACCAACAAAAGAAGGAGCAGUUCAGCCAGCACCUACCAGAAAGCCCACUGUAAUUCGAAUCCCAGCCAAACCAGGAAAAUGUUUACAUGAGGAUUCACAAAGCCCACCCCCUCUCCCUGCUGAAAAACCUAUUGGAAACACUUACAGUGUAGUAUCUGGAAAACUCAGUAAUGUUGACAGAAUUAGAAACUUGGAACCUGAGCACACUGGUCAAACAGGAGGUCUUAUGCGAGGACCCCCAAGGUUGCCACCUAGACCCGUAAACGGAAAAGCCAUUUCAACUCGGCAGCCUCCUCCCAAGGGAGCCCCUGAGAGACCACCUCCCCCCAAACUUUCUGCGACCAGAACAUCAAGUAAAAAACUGCCUUUUAAUCGGUCCUCUUCUGACAUGGAUCUUCAGAAAAAACAAAGUAACUUGGCAUCUGGACUCUCAAAAGCCAAGAGUCAAGUCUUUAGAAAUCAAGAUCCGGUGCUACCCCCUCGCCCCAAACCGGGACACCCUCUCUACAGGAAAUACAUGGUAAAUUUGGCUUUUGAAAAU
This is a messenger RNA of Galeopterus variegatus (Sunda flying lemur), 2121 nucleotides long. RefSeq names its product SH3 domain containing 19 (gene SH3D19). Lineage: Eukaryota; Metazoa; Chordata; Mammalia; Dermoptera; Cynocephalidae. The transcript has 11 exons. The record is from RefSeq and is a predicted model, not a curated record. The annotation marks the transcript as partial.